AUGGCUUCCGAUGGACCAGUGCCUUCGGUGGAAACCGACCCCAGUCACAGUCCCAGCCCCAGUCUCGUCAACCAUCCCUCCUCCACUUCACCAACCUCGUCCUCCCACCGCAACCGCCGAGGGCCUCUUCUUCCGAUUCGCCUCAAACAACGCUUUGCAUCAUGGCAUCACCCGACUCCUGACAUAGAAACCGAGUCCCAAUCCGACACCAGCUCCGGCAUUAUGCCCUCCAAGUCCCCGAACACCGCCGGCAACAGCCCUGGCCAUUUCAAUCAGAAGCUGAAGAACUUCUUUCGCAUCAACCACAGUGGCAACGCCGACAAGGAGAAGUCGCUCGACCGCGACCACCCUCUCAAGUCGGAGAACAAGGCCGGCUUCCGCCAGUCUAGAGGGCGCUUCUUCACCACCGUCGGCAGGCUGAGGACAAACACCACCGCGAGCGAAGGAAACCCCCUCGACGACGCCAUGAGUCCUACCGCCAACAUAAACCCCUACUUCGCUCACCAGGGCCAGCCCGGCCUCCGCCAUCACAAUCAAGGUUCCGUACCGCCCAGUCCACCCGAUACACCGAGCUUUAGAGUUGACGGUCCAGAUGGCGAGAAACCACAGCCCACCAACGCUACGAAGGAGGAAUUGGCGAGGAAGCUACGGAGGGUUGCUAGUGCCCCGAACGCACAAGGCCUCUUCUCGAAACAGGGCAAAGGCGAUGGCGAGAGACCGGCCACCGCUGAGCUUGGAAAGGAGCCUUUGAUGCAUAAUGGAAAUGCCUCGAGUUUGGGAUUCGCCGACGCGAAAACCUCGCCCACCGAUUCUCUCGCCGUACCCGAUAGUGAUGGCCUGGCCGCCCUGCCUCCGCCGGGCCACCACCCAUUGGCCUUCCGCCGAACGUACAGUUCCAAUUCGAUCAAGGUCCGCACCGUCGAAGUUGGUCCCGCCAGUUUCGACAAGAUCAAGCUUAUUGGAAAGGGCGAUGUGGGCAAGGUAUAUCUCGUCAGAGAGAAGAAGAGCACGAGGCUUUACGCCAUGAAAGUUCUGAGCAAGAAGGAGAUGAUCAAGCGCAACAAGAUCAAGAGAGCCUUGGCCGAGCAGGAGAUCCUUGCAACGAGUAAUCACCCGUUCAUUGUGACCCUAUACCACUCUUUCCAGUCCGAGGACCACCUUUACUUGUGUAUGGAAUACUGCAGUGGUGGAGAAUUCUUCCGCGCAUUGCAAACCCGUCCCGGCAAAUGCAUCCCCGAGGAUGACGCUCGAUUUUAUGCCGCAGAGGUCACUGCUGCUCUGGAAUACCUUCACUUGAUGGGUUUCAUAUACCGCGACCUGAAGCCUGAAAAUAUUCUACUGCAUCAGUCUGGACACAUCAUGCUUUCGGAUUUCGAUCUGUCGAAGCAGUCAGAUCCUGGUGGUAAGCCUACUAUGAUCAUGGGUAAGAACGGUGCCAGCACCUCUUCACUGCCUACCAUAGACACCAAGUCGUGUAUCGCCAAUUUCAGGACCAACUCGUUUGUGGGCACUGAGGAGUAUAUUGCCCCAGAAGUGAUUAAGGGUAGUGGGCAUACCAGUGCUGUGGACUGGUGGACUCUGGGGAUUUUGGUUUACGAGAUGCUUUACGGAACCACUCCGUUCAAAGGCAAGAAUCGUAAUGCGACUUUCGCCAACAUCCUUCGUGAAGAAAUCCCCUUCCCAGAGCACUCUGGGGCACCCCAGGUCUCAAAUCUCUGCAAGUCACUUGUCAGGAAGCUGCUCAUCAAGGAUGAGACUCGAAGGCUAGGUGCGAGAGCCGGUGCCUCUGAUAUCAAAGGACACCCCUUUUUCCGGACAACGCAAUGGGCUCUCAUUCGACACAUGAAGCCACCUAUCGUACCCCAUGCUGGAAAUGGCGUCGAUACCAUCAACUUUAGGAACGUCAAGGAGAGUGAAAGUGUUGACAUCACUGGGUCACGGUUGCCAGGUGUGCCGUUAGACAGCGGACUGGCGACCCCGGGCGUCGAAGCCGUUGAUCCCUUCGAGGAGUUCAACAGUGUAACUUUACACCACGAUGGCGACGAUCACCACAACAGCCAGGGCUCGCAUCGGUAG
Molecule: messenger RNA, 2076 nt
Organism: Anthostomella pinea
Lineage: Eukaryota; Fungi; Ascomycota; Sordariomycetes; Xylariales; Xylariaceae
Source: the annotation of a GenBank genome assembly